UUAAGAUCUAUUUGUCAUCGUCCAGUGCUGUACGAAUACGUAUUUUACCACGAGCUGUAGCAUAUUUAAACAAUAUUGGAGCUGAAAUAUUAAAUGAACAAUUACCGCGUUUGUCAAUACCAAAUGUUAAACAGCGUAUCAACAAUGGCCAAGGAUAUAUUUUACUAUCACGAAUACGUGUAUCACGAUAUAAACAAGCAACUCAACAUACCAUUUCUACAUCAGCACCAAAUAAAAUUACUUGGAUUAUGAAAAAUUUAAAUAUGGGAUUAAUAGGAAGUUUAUCAGGGGAAGUCAAUAUACUGGUACCGAUGAAACUUGAAGGUGAAGCUGAAGUUUUAGCAUAUGGUGUUAAUUUUCAAUUAGAAAGUGCACUAGAACGAUCAGAAACAGGAGCAGCACGAGUGUCAACAAUUUUUUGUCGUACGACUAUUCAAUUAAUGAAUAUUGAAAUUUAUAACGGUGAGCAAAUUCGUUCAUUGAUUGAAAUAUUAAUUUGCAAAAAAGUAACCGAAUUUAUCAACGAAGAUUUCAAUGAGAAAUUAUUACAAAGUCAAACAAAAACAUCACUAGCAGAUGCAGUACGUCUGAAUACCUUUGCUGCAAUUGUUGGAUUACCUAACAGUAAAGAAUUGAUGGAAACUUUUCAAGCAUUUAAUAUUACUGUUACUUAUCCUCUUUUCGAG
This is a messenger RNA of Acanthocheilonema viteae, 686 nucleotides long. The record is from the annotation of a GenBank genome assembly. NCBI's taxonomy places the organism in Eukaryota, Metazoa, Nematoda, Chromadorea, Rhabditida, Onchocercidae.